Messenger RNA from Uloborus diversus, 514 nucleotides. Its product is annotated as L-fucose kinase-like. The transcript has 3 exons. Lineage: Eukaryota; Metazoa; Arthropoda; Arachnida; Araneae; Uloboridae. Gene Ontology annotation, molecular function: transferase activity, transferring phosphorus-containing groups. The coding region runs from base 35 to 403 and encodes 122 amino acids. The record is from RefSeq and is a predicted model, not a curated record.
AACACAUGUUGCUGAAAGUUUGUUAUCACUACACAUGCAAGCUCCUCUAGAUAGUUGCACGUAUUUGGGUUUAGAUAGUGGAGUAAAUCCCAUUCAAGUGUCUUUAUUUUUUGAUAUACUAGUUGCCAUGGCUUCCAAUAUGACUAAGGAGUCUUUCAUAGUGGGAAAAUGUGGAAAAACAUACAACUUAAAGGCUGGCAUCAAUGAAGGAAAUUCAAAAGAAAACAUGUCAGCUCGGCUGUUGGUUUGGUCUGAAUUGUCUAAGUACAAAAUGUCGCCCAAGUUAUUAAAAGGACAUCAACACUUAUACUGGUCUAGUCAAGAUGUUGCUACUAAUCAUAUGUCAAAUUUAUUCACCAUAUCCCAUUCAGAAAAAGUGCAUUCCAUUAAUGAAGCAAGUUAAACUAUUACCAUAUGUCUUGUUGUUGGGGUUCAAGCGAAACUGAUAGUUUUUAUUCUCUAAAAUGUAAAAAUUUUCUUGCCAAGCAUAAGAUGAAAUUACUGGUCUUAAUUU